Messenger RNA from Symphalangus syndactylus (siamang), 1916 nucleotides. It is a transcript of the gene C11H8orf34, whose product is annotated as chromosome 11 C8orf34 homolog. NCBI's taxonomy places the organism in Eukaryota, Metazoa, Chordata, Mammalia, Primates, Hylobatidae. The record is from RefSeq and is a predicted model, not a curated record.
CACGGACACACACACACACGCACGCACGCAUACACGCUGGUGGCGAGUUCGAGCCCCGCGGCCCCUGUCCGCCCGCGUGCGCCCCUCGACACAGCCCGCCUCCCGCCCCCUGAUUCCUGCUGCUGCCGCCCAGAGGAGAAAGGAACCUCUGCCUCGAAUUUCCCCACUGCGCCGGGCGCUACGGAGAGCGGCGAGGGUGGGCGCGAGGCGGAGAACGCGAUGAAUGAGUUCUCCCCUCGCCUCGGAGUUGUCUGAGUUGGCGGCGCUGCGCCCAGGCUUCCGGCUCUCAGCGCCCCACGCGCGCGUAGCUCCCCGGGCUGCCACCCACGCCCGCGGCCGGGGCCGAGCCAGCCACGCAGGGCAGCGGAGGCUCCGGAGCUCCUGUCCCGGCCCCAGUCCGGGUAAAACGAGGGUUGUCCCCAGCGGAGGCGCACAGCCGCGCGUUCUCCCUGCACUCUCUCCGCGGUCCCGUCUGUUCCCCAUGGCGUCUCAUCCGCAAACCCGGAUCCAGGCUUAUCUGGAGAAGAACAAGAUUGGUCCCCUGUUUGAGGAAUUAAUGACCAAGUUAAUAACUGAGACACCUGACCAGCCAAUCCCAUUUCUCAUUGACCAUCUUCAGUCUAAACAAGGGAACCGUGGACAACUUCAAAGAACUUUGUCUGGAUCUGCGGCUCUAUGGGCAGAAAGUGAAAAAUCAGAAUCCAAAGGAACAAGAAGGGAUUUCAGAAGCUAUGAUAAACCUUGGCAAUUAAAUGCAAAGAAGCCUAAAAAAUCAAAAAGUGACCUUGCUGUGUCUAAUAUUUCUCCACCAUCACCGGACUCCAAAUCAUUGCCAAGGUCAGUAGAGCAUCCAAAGUGGAACUGGAGGACUAAACCACAAAGCCGUGAUUUUGAUGAAUUGAAUCACAUCCUUCAAGAGAGCAAGAAGCUGGGGAAAGCCCUUGAGAAUCUCUCUCGAAGUAUUGCGAUUUCAGAUGAACUCGAUAAGGAAACAGUGACAUUUAAUUCUUCUCUUCUGAGGCCCCGUGUGAUUGGAGAAUGGAUUGGUAGAGAAGAAAAUGAUGCUGAUCCCCUAGCCGCUGAAAUGCUACAGCCUCCAAUUCCAAGAAGCAAAAAUGACCAAUGGGAAAGUGAAGAUAGUGGCUCUAGCCCUGCAGGAAGCUUAAAGAUGGAGCCUAAGAACAAAGGAUUAAAACAGCAGCAACAGCAACAUAAGAAACUCCUGGCCGCAAUGCUCUCUCAAGAUUCUUUUGAGACCAUCCACAGCCCUACCCCAUCUGUAACAGAAGAAGAUAUUGAUAAUGAAGAUGAUGCAAUGGAAUUGCUGGAGGAUCUUAAUGAUUUAAGAAUGGAGGGAGUAACAACCCUGGUACCUUCUGGGAGCAAAUUUAACCAAGGCCGUCCUACUUACCCUGCUGAGCCUCAGGCCAAGGUCACACUGAACAUCUGUUCAAGGUGUGCCAGGCUUCAAGGAGACAACCUGGAAGAAAGGACAGAAGAGUCACUACCAAUACUGCAUUCUCCAGAUGAAAAAAUCCCAGAUUCAUUCGAUUCCUUGCCUGGGACUGAAGAAGCACUAAUGGAGGAGGGUGACGAAUUUGAGAAAGCAUCUAAACUAACAGGACCUGGAGAAGCUUCCAGUGGAGUAGGACACUCACUGAAAAACUACAUGGAAGAAGAUGAAUCCUUAAAGCAACUGCAGGUAGUUCAUCAACCAUGGAUCUUGCCAAGUGACACAGAAAGUGAAGGAGUGGAAGCAGAACAAGAGAAACGUUCUGCUGAUCUUCUUCUUUGCGUUCCAUGCUCUUCUUGUCCUACACUGGUCUACUCUGGUUUGUGAAACAGACAGAAGAAGUUGCAAGUGGUCCUUAAAGAAAUGCAGUUAUUCAAAUCCUUAUGUAUAGUUCUAAUUUUAU